Molecule: messenger RNA, 1827 nt
Organism: Paraphaeosphaeria sporulosa
Lineage: Eukaryota; Fungi; Ascomycota; Dothideomycetes; Pleosporales; Didymosphaeriaceae
Product: 4-coumarate-CoA ligase-like protein
Exons: 3
Coding region: 136-1797 (553 amino acids)
Biological process (GO): secondary metabolic process
Molecular function (GO): CoA-ligase activity
Source: RefSeq, a predicted model, not a curated record
CUCCCCCCAAUCCAAUCCCCGUAAUCAUCAUGUCUGUGGCGCGCUCCCGGUUUGGGGGGUUCUUCCUCCUCUCUCGUUUCAAUCCUCCUAGACUCUCCAUUAUCGAAUCGUUUUUGGGUCAUUUCCCGCGCUACCAUGCCUACAAAGUCCAGGUACCCCGACGUCCCCAUCCCAGACGUCGAUCUUUGGGCAUUCUUGUUCGAGCGCAAAGAUAAGCCAUUCCAAGACGACAAAGUCAUCUACGUUGAUCCGUACACAAAGCGAUCCUACACAUACGCGCAGGUCAAAACUGCCGCGAUCGAGUUCGGCCAGGGCCUCAAGGCACUCUGGGAUUGGCAGAAGGGCGAUGUCCUCGCGCUGUACACUACGAACUGCAUCGACACACCAGCGAUAACAUGGGGUUGCCAUUGGGCAGGAGGAGUGCUUAGCCCGGCGAACCCAGCGUAUACGGUCGAUGAGCUUGCUUUCCAGCUCAAAGAUGCUGGCGCAAAGGCGAUUGUCACUCAGAUGGCCUUCAUCAAGAAUGCACAGGAGGCUGCAGCGAAGGUCGGCAUACCCUUGGACCGUGUCAUCGUCAUGGGAGAUGAAAAAGACACGAGCUACAAGGUCAAGCACUUCACAAGCAUAAGGAAGACGUCCGGGUCGGCGAGGUACCGGAGGACGAAGGCAAAGCCAGACCAAGACCUUGCGUUUCUGGUGUAUUCUUCAGGCACAACAGGACACCCCAAGGGCGUGAUGUUAACGCAUAGAAACAUCGUGGCCAACACAAUGAUGAUCAAAGCAGGAGAGGGAGGGAAGUUAAGCUCGACAGGUGGACCCGACGGCGAGGGCGAUAAGAUCCUGGCGUUCUUACCGUUCUUCCAUAUCUAUGGUCUUACCUGCCUAAUCCAUCAGGCCAUGUACUCUGGACUGCAACUCGUAGUUAUGCCACGUUUCGACCUCGAAGACUUCUGCAAGUUUGUACAAGUGCUCAAGAUUACCUUCGUGUACGUCGUUCCACCGAUCGUGGUCCUUCUUGCAAAGAGCCCCGUGGUUUCCAGAUACGAUCUCAGUACUGUACGGAUGAUGAACUCGGGCGCCGCGCCAUUAACGAAAGAGCUGGUCGAUGCAGUAUACGAUCGCCUCAAGAUCCCUAUAAAGCAAGGAUACGGGCUAUCAGAGACGAGUCCGACCACACAUACGCAGCCAUGGGAGACCUGGAAUAAACACGUUGGCUCGGUGGGCACGCUUUUGCCUUACCAAGUCGCGAAAUACAUGUCGCCAGAGGAGAAGGAGCUCAAGGUGGGCGAAGUGGGAGAGCUUUGGAUCAAGGGCCCCAAUGUUUUCAAGGGCUAUCUCAACAAUCCAGAGGGAACUGCGAACGCUCUGACAUCUGAUGGUUACUUCAAAACUGGAGACGUGGGCUACCAAGAUGCUGACGGCAACUUCUACAUCACGGACCGCAUAAAGGAGCUCAUCAAGUACAAGGGCUUCCAGGUUGCGCCUGCAGAAUUGGAAGGCAUCCUUCUAUCUCAUCCAUCCAUCAACGACGUUGCAGUCAUCGGUGUAUAUGAGAAAGACGAGGCUACCGAGCUACCGAGGGCAUAUGUUGUACCCAAGGACGGGCUUGGUCGGACAGAUGACGAGAAGAAGGCCAUCGUCGACUGGUUGGGUGAGAGAGUGGCGGGACACAAACGUCUAAGAGGUGGUGUCAGGUGGCUAGAUGAGAUCCCCAAGAGCGCUAGCGGAAAGAUCCUGCGGAGGAUGUUGAAGUUGAAAGCGCUGGAAGAGGAACAGGGGCCGAAGGCCAAGCUCUAAGUAAGAGACAAAGUAUAUACCAAAUGAAGG